CCACUUCUCCAACCUUUCCCCACGUCAUCGCUACACACACAAAACGCCUCUACCUUCACCCUUCAACCUGGUCUUUCACAAGACAUAUCAACAACCAUGCUCCGAACAACCUUCCGCCAGACGGCCACCUUCCGGCCCGUUCGAUGCUUCUCGACCACCCCCCGCGUCAUGACCGAGGGUGCUACCGGUGCUCCUCCCAAGACCGGCGGUCCUGGUGACGCCUUCCAGCGACGAGAGAAGGCCAACGAGGACUACGCCAUCCGCCAGCGCGAGAAGGAGAAGCUCAUUGAGCUCAAGAAGAAGCUCCAGGAGCAGCAGCAGCACCUCGAGCGCCUCUCCAAGCACAUGUACGUCCCCUCCAACCACCCAAUUGAUGCGCCAGGCGACCCCUUUACUGACUUGUCCGUCAACAGCGACGAGAUCACCAAGGAGCAGGGCGGCGAGCAGAACUAA
This is a messenger RNA of Fusarium keratoplasticum, 453 nucleotides long. RefSeq names its product ATP synthase F1 subunit epsilon. The transcript is spliced from 2 exons. Gene Ontology annotation, molecular function: ATPase inhibitor activity. Gene Ontology annotation, cellular component: mitochondrion. The record is from RefSeq and is a predicted model, not a curated record. The coding region runs from base 97 to 453 and encodes 118 amino acids. NCBI's taxonomy places the organism in Eukaryota, Fungi, Ascomycota, Sordariomycetes, Hypocreales, Nectriaceae. Gene Ontology annotation, biological process: negative regulation of ATP-dependent activity.